This is a messenger RNA of Acromyrmex echinatior (Panamanian leafcutter ant), 5626 nucleotides long. It is a transcript of the gene MRP, whose product is annotated as Multidrug-Resistance like Protein 1. The record is from RefSeq and is a predicted model, not a curated record. Gene Ontology annotation, biological process: transmembrane transport. Gene Ontology annotation, cellular component: membrane. Gene Ontology annotation, molecular function: ATP binding; ATP hydrolysis activity; ABC-type transporter activity. NCBI's taxonomy places the organism in Eukaryota, Metazoa, Arthropoda, Insecta, Hymenoptera, Formicidae.
CUCGGUCUCGCCUAGUCUCGCCGUCGUGCGUGCCGCAGGGUGGAGGGAUAGUCAGGGACAGUGCGAUUCCUGGAGUGAGAAAGAUCAGUCGCGCUCUUCGCCGAUCUCUCGGUGGUUUAUGCGUGGUUGCAGUCAGGACGCGGUACUGUAUGCGGUACUGCUGUGAACGAUUCAGUUUCGCACGAAAGCCUGCUCGCCGGUGGAUCUUAAAUGUGUCAGUAUGGAUCAGAAUCAAACGAUCGGAAUGGAUAUGGACCAGUUCUGCGGUACCAAGUUCUGGGAUGCUAAUCUAACAUGGUACACGAACGACCCAGAUCUAACAGAAUGCUUCCAAAAGACGAUAUUAGUAUGGGUACCAUGUAUAUUUUUAUGGACGUUCUCAGCGAUGGAAGCGUAUUACCUAUUAAAUAGCAAAAGAAGAAACGUCCCCUACACGUGGUUAUUUAUUUUUAAGCAAGUACUUACAAUAGGAUUAAUUUUACUUUCCAUAGUUGACUUAGGAAUGGCGAUACAUGAAAGUACUUUUCGUAUGGUCUACAGUGUUGAUUAUUACACACCUAUAGUAAAAAUUGUUAGCUUUACGUUAGCAUCAACUUUGAUGCAAUAUAACAGAAAACAUGGAAUGCGGACGUCAGGUCUUUUAUUCCUAUUUUGGUUUUUCCUUGCGAUAUGUGGAUGCGUCCAAUAUAGAAACUUUGUAAACAAAUUUAUUAAAGGGGCAGAGCCGACAUACUCACUGGUGUCUUACAUGAUCUACUAUCCAAUAAUAGUGAUAUUAUUUGUACUUAAUUUUCUGGUCGAUGCAGAGCCUAAAUUUUCUGAAUAUCCUACGGUUGAAUCGCCAUGUCCAGAGCAAAGUUCUUCUUUUCCUUCGAGAAUUAUUUUCGCGUGGUUUGAUUCGUUAGCAUGGAAAGGUUUCCGAAAACCACUCGAGACGUCCGAUCUGUGGUCUAUGAAUCCAGAGGAUAUGGCUACGGAGAUUGUGCCAAAAUUUGACAAAUAUUGGAAUAAAAAUUUGAGAAAAACAGACGAAGUAGAAAGUGUAAAAGCAUCAUAUCGACAAACAUCUGGACAAGUGAAUUUUACCAGUAAUCAGAAAAAGAAAAUCGCCUCCAUCUUACCGCCUAUCUGCAAAGCUUUCGGAGCAACAUUCAUGUUUGGUGCAUUUUUAAAAUUAAUUCAAGAUGUUAUGACCUUUAUUAGUCCACAAAUAUUGAAACUUCUGAUUGGUUUUAUCGAAGGAGAUGAGCCAAUGUGGAAAGGAUAUUUUUAUUCUAUCUUACUUUUACUGACAGCAAUGCUUCAAACGCUAGUACUAUCCCAAUAUUUUCAUCGCAUGUUCUUGGUCGGGUUGCGUAUACGAACCGCGUUAAUCGCGGCAAUUUAUCGUAAAGCAUUGAGAAUGUCGAACGCGGCGAGAAAAGAGUCCACACUCGGCGAGAUAGUGAAUUUAAUGUCCGUAGACGCUCAAAGAUUCAUGGAUCUAACUGCGUACAUAAAUAUGAUCUGGUCGGCACCUCUGCAAAUAGUUCUAGCUUUAUAUUUUCUCUGGAACAUACUGGGGCCAGCUGUAUUGGCAGGUUUAGCAGUUAUGAUUAUUCUUAUUCCUGUGAACGCAUUGAUUGCCAACAAAGUGAAGACGUUACAAAUUAGACAGAUGAAGAGCAAGGACGAGAGGGUAAAAUUAAUGAAUGAAGUACUUAACGGUAUCAAAGUGUUGAAGCUCUAUGCAUGGGAACCUUCAUUCGAGCAGCAGAUACUUAAAAUUAGAGUCAAAGAGAUUCAAGUAUUAAAAGAAGCGGCAUAUCUUAACGCUGGUACGAGCUUUAUAUGGUCAUGCGCGCCCUUUUUGGUAUCUUUGGUAUCUUUUACAACUUACGUACUUAUAGACGAAAAGAACGUCCUAAAUAGUACAAUUGCCUUCGUUUCACUCAGUUUGUUCAACAUCCUAAGAUUUCCACUGUCUAUGCUGCCUAUGAUGAUUACUAAUAUAGUUCAAGCUUACGUCUCUGUAAAACGUAUUAAUAAAUUUAUGAACAUGGAAGAACUGGAUCCUAACAAUGUACAGCAUGAUCCAUCGGAACCACACGCGUUAGUAAUUGACAACGGUACCUUUUGUUGGGAUAGCGAAGAAAUCGAGAGACCAAUACUACGAAAUAUCAAUUUGCAUGUAGAACAAGGUCAAUUAGUAGCAAUAGUUGGUACAGUGGGAUCAGGCAAGAGUUCUCUUCUAUCUGCUCUACUUGGUGAGAUGGAUAAAAUAAGCGGAAAAGUAAAUACAAAAGGAUCAAUUGCAUAUGUCUCGCAACAAGCGUGGAUACAAAAUGCCACAUUGCAGGACAACAUUCUGUUCGGAAAGGCCUUGAACAAAUCAGUAUAUAAUAGUGUGAUUGAAGCGUGUGCGUUGACUCCAGAUUUUAAGAUGCUGCCCGCGGGAGAUCAAACAGAGAUCGGAGAGAAAGGCAUAAAUUUGUCCGGCGGUCAAAAGCAAAGAGUAGCCUUAGCUAGAGCUGUAUAUAACGAUUCCGAAAAUUAUUUCUUAGACGAUCCUCUAAGCGCGGUAGAUUCACACGUAGGAAAACACAUUUUUGAGAAAGUGUUAGGUCCGAACGGCCUGUUGAAGAAUAAAACUAGAAUACUCGUUACUCACAGCAUCACGUACCUGCCGGAAGUCGACAACAUUAUUGUUCUUAAAGAUGGCGAAAUAACGGAGAGUGGAACCUACAAACAAUUGCUGGAGAAGAAAGGUGCUUUCGCCGAGUUCUUAGUGCAACACUUACAAGAAGUUGGAAAUCUGCACGUUGAUGACGGUUCUGAAGCAGAUUUACGUGAAAUCAAACAGCAACUUGAAUCAACAAUGGGAGCGGACGAGUUGCAGCAAAAGUUAACUCGAGUACGGUCUAGAAUAUCUGAGAGUCUAAGUGAAUCCGGUUCUGUGACCGAUAGAAAAUCACUUAAUGGUUCUCUGACAAGGCAAUACUCGACAGAAAGUCAACAGUCAGCGAAUUACGUACAUAGCAAUAGUGUUAGUGUAUCAAAAGAGAAAGAUGCACCGAAGCCUAACAAUAUCGGGGAGAAGCUGACAGAAAUCGAGAAGACCGAAACUGGAAGCGUAAAAUGGAAAGUGUACUCUCACUACUUGAAAUCCAUUGGAUGGUUCCUAUCGAUAUCGACAAUCGUGAUGAACGCGGUCUUUCAAUCGUUCAGCAUCGGCUCGAGCGUUUGGCUCAGUAUAUGGUCGAACGAUAAUCAGGCAGUUGGAAACAACACAUUCGAUACAGCAAAGCGAGACAUGUAUCUCGGGGUUUAUGGUGCGCUCGGUUUUGGUCAAGCGGUGGCGAGCUUUUUCUGCGAUUUGGCACCGCAGCUGGGUUGUUGGUUGGCUGCUCGCCAGAUGCACAUAGUGAUGCUGCGUGCUGUGAUGCGUGCCCCAUUGACCUUCUUUGAUACGACUCCUAUUGGUCGUAUUAUCUCCAGGUUUGCUAAAGACGUGGACGUCCUGGAUACAUCUCUUCCCCCACAAAUUUCUGAUACCAUCUAUUGCUUGUUUGAGGUGAUAGCUACUCUCUUUGUUAUAAGCUACAGUACACCUAUAUUUAUCGUGGUGAUACUGCCAAUAGGCGCGAUUUAUUAUUUUAUUCAACGUUUUUAUGUUGCAACAUCGCGUCAAUUAAAACGAUUAGAAUCCGUGUCGAGAUCUCCUAUAUAUUCGCAUUUUAGUGAAUCUGUGACUGGUGCACAAAUAAUUAGAGCAUACGGCGUGCAAGAACAAUUUAUCCAUGAAUCUGAAAAUAGAGUAGAUUUUAAUCAAGUGUGUUACUUCCCUAGCAUUAUUGCAAACAGAUGGCUGGCCGUGAGAUUAGAGAUGGUUGGAAACUUAAUUAUAUUCUUCGCAGCUUUGUUUGCUGUUUUAGGUAGAGAUACUAUGAGUUCAGGUCUCGUUGGUCUAUCAGUUAGCUAUGCCUUACAAAUCACCCAGACCUUAAAUUGGCUGGUACGCAUGACGUCCGACGUCGAGACUAACAUCGUCGCGGUAGAGAGAAUAAAGGAGUAUAGCGAGACCGCGCAAGAAGCACCGUGGAAGAACACUGAAUUUACACCUUCGAAAGAGUGGCCUAAGCACGGUCGCGUUGACUUCAAGGACUUCAAAGUUCGCUACAGAGAGGGAUUGGAUCUCGUGCUGAACGGUUUGACGUUCAGCGUUCUCGGCGGCGAGAAGAUCGGCAUAGUAGGCAGAACCGGUGCCGGAAAGUCAUCUAUGACAUUGGCACUUUUCAGAAUAAUUGAAGCAGCACAGGGGAAGAUUUUGAUCGAUGAUAUCGAUAUUUCCAAGCUGGGCCUUCAUGACCUCCGCUCGAGAUUAACCAUCAUUCCUCAGGAUCCCGUAUUAUUCUCUGGAACACUAAGGAUGAAUCUGGAUCCUUUCGAUUGCUACAACGAUGAGGAAGUUUGGAAGGCGUUGGAGCACGCUCAUCUGAAAUUAUUUAUAGAAAAUUUGCCAAACGGUCUUUUACACGAGGUUACUGAAGGCGGAGAGAAUUUAAGCGUAGGACAACGACAAUUGAUCUGUUUAGCAAGAGCAUUACUUAGGAAAACAAAAGUUCUUAUACUGGAUGAGGCAACAGCUGCAGUUGAUUUAGAAACGGACGAUUUAAUUCAGACUACUAUUCGCCAAGAAUUUAAGAAUUGUACAGUUCUCACAAUAGCCCACAGGCUCAACACUAUUUUAGAUUCUGACAGGGUAAUCGUAUUGAACAAAGGUCUGAUCGUCGAAUAUGAUUCUCCGGAAGUGCUUCUUAGCAAUCCAUCUAGCUCUUUCUACAGUAUGGCUAAGGAUGCAGGUCUAGCUGCUUAAGAAAAAAAAAUUCAUAUCAUAUAAUCAUUUUUUAGCGGCUGUACAUUAUUCAUGAGCCAAUGUCGAAAUAAGUGACACAAAGAAAGCCAUAGAACGAAAAAAACGCGCGUAGCCUCAGCAUAGAUUAAUUUGUAUAGUGAAAUAUUUCUACGCAAAAAAAGCAAGAACAUUUAACAUAACCGACGGUGCAAAAACUCUUGUCUCAACAUUAUUGUUGCCAGAUUUUAUCCGAUGACUCUCCGAUUGUAUCGUCGAUUACCAAACUUCAUAUAUUCUAGAAUAAGUUUUGUAGCGAGGUCUUUCAUCACGAAGCAAGCAAUGCGACACAAUUUUAAACUAGCGUCGAUAUCCAAUAUCUAACUUUAACUGGGUAAUCGGGUGGAUUCCUAUCUGAUCAAUAUGUUAUAAUCAAUGACUUAUUUUUCUCGAUGUACUUUACAUUAUUCCUCUAAAAAAAUUUAGCAUUAUAAUUUUAUAAUAAAAUUAAUGCACUUAAUUACAAUUUCAUCACAUUUCUAGAGUAACAAUAUUAAGGGUCGACACGAGUAAAUUUAUAUAUACUUCAUUUGCGAUGUAUAGAUAUAUAUUUGCACUCUAUUAUAUAUUGUAGCGUAGAAGAAAUAUUUUGUCAUGAAAUUUGUUUUUAUUUAUGUUUUACAAAGCUACGAGGCCUGAUAAGAGCGGGAUUUUACAAUUUUAUUCUUAAAAGUAUUAUAAUAAAUAUAAUAAAAUGCUGGCGAUGGAGAUGUAUGUCUCCAUGCUCAUAUUUUA